Hipposideros armiger (great roundleaf bat) is the source of this 1401-nucleotide messenger RNA. It is a transcript of the gene GFUS, whose product is annotated as GDP-L-fucose synthase. The record is from RefSeq and is a predicted model, not a curated record. Bases 119 to 1084 code for a protein of 321 amino acids. The transcript is spliced from 11 exons. Gene Ontology annotation, molecular function: GDP-L-fucose synthase activity. Lineage: Eukaryota; Metazoa; Chordata; Mammalia; Chiroptera; Hipposideridae. Gene Ontology annotation, biological process: nucleotide-sugar biosynthetic process.
GGAGGGCGCCGGCCCCGCCCUCUCCACCUGGCCCCGGCGCGCGGCAGGAGGUUUAGCCAGCGCCGGAAGUAGCUCUUCAGACCCCGGGCAGGUGGGGUAGUGUGCAGGUACAGCCGACAUGGACGAGUCCCGGGAGUCGAUGCGGAUCCUGGUGACAGGGGGCUCUGGGCUGGUGGGCAGAGCCAUACAGAAGGUGGUAGCAGAUGGGGCCAGGCUGCCCGGAGAAGACUGGGUGUUUGUCUCCUCCAAGGAUGCCGAUCUCACGGACGCUGCACAGACCCGCGCCCUGUUUGAAAAGGUCCGGCCCACACAUGUCAUCCAUCUUGCUGCAAUGGUGGGGGGCCUAUUCCGGAAUAUCAAAUACAAUUUGGACUUCUGGAGGAAAAACAUACACAUCAACGACAACGUCCUGCAUUCGAGUUUCGAGGUGGGUGUUCACAAGGUGGUGUCCUGCCUGUCUACCUGCAUCUUCCCUGACAAGACCACCUACCCUAUCGAUGAGACCAUGAUCCACGACGGUCCGCCGCAUAGCAGCAAUUUCGGCUAUUCCUACGCCAAGAGGAUGAUCGAUGUGCAGAACAGGGCCUACUUCCAGCAGCAUGGCUGCACCUUCACUGCCGUCAUCCCUACCAACGUCUUUGGGCCCCACGACAACUUCAACAUUGAGGACGGUCACGUGCUUCCCGGCCUCAUCCACAAGGUGCACCUGGCCAAGAGCAACAGCUCAGCCCUGACGGUGUGGGGCACCGGGAAGCCUCGGAGGCAGUUCAUCUACUCACUGGACCUGGCCCGGCUUUUUAUCUGGGUGCUGCGGGAGUACAAUGAGGUGGAGCCCAUCAUCCUGUCAGUGGGCGAGGAGGAUGAGGUCUCCAUCCAGGAGGCGGCCGAGGCUGUGGUGGAGGCCAUGGACUUCCACGGCGAGGUCACGUUUGAUACGACGAAGUCAGACGGGCAGUUUAAGAAGACAGCCAGUAAUAGCAAGCUGCGGGCCUACCUGCCUGACUUCCAGUUCACGCCUUUCAAGCAGGCUGUGAAGGAGACCUGUGCCUGGUUCACAGACAACUACGAGCAGGCCCGGAAGUGAAGCAUGGUGAUGGGGCAGGCGCCGCUUUCUCCCAGGCCCCGGCGGCCACUUGGCUGGCAGAGCCCGGUGGCAACCACCCUCACCCUGCCAGGAGUCAAGGGCCCAGCCCAGCAACGGGCCCACGGUCCACCCCCUCCACCAGGGCGGCUCCAGCCAGCUGUCCAGCGGGGCCGCCACUCAUGUCCGUUCUCAGGGAAACCGAGGCCUGACCAAGCUUGGCACCUUGUUCGCCAGUUCCAGGGCCCAGGCCCUGAGCGUGUCCACUUCAGGUCUUGCUCUCCCACUCCCUGGGAGCCAAUAAAGUGCAUUCCUUUUUC